Molecule: messenger RNA, 7969 nt
Organism: Bombus impatiens (common eastern bumble bee)
Lineage: Eukaryota; Metazoa; Arthropoda; Insecta; Hymenoptera; Apidae
Gene: C3G
Product: guanine nucleotide-releasing factor 2
Exons: 17
Coding region: 1477-5238 (1253 amino acids)
Biological process (GO): positive regulation of GTPase activity; Ras protein signal transduction
Cellular component (GO): plasma membrane
Molecular function (GO): guanyl-nucleotide exchange factor activity
Source: RefSeq, a predicted model, not a curated record
AAUUUUAUAUUAUUGCAUUUACACGAUAAUAGCAUAUAGAGCAAACGGUAAUAUCGUGUUACUGUAUCUACGAGGUUGCAUGAAAAACUAGGAAGCGCGGUAAGAAAUCGUAACGGAAGAUCCGUCGCGUUAAAAUAGACAUCCUGGAAUUCGAAUCUGCCUCGGUACAUACUCCACUUUGCUAUAGUACAUAUAUACAUAUGUACUCGAGGCCGCUAAAUGUAACAUUGUACGUAUAUUUAGGCGCGGUACUGUCAUCGGUGUGGCUCGAUUUAAGCUUUUUCAGCUUUUCUACCUGUAUCGUUCAACGAUCAUUUCACGAAGCACAGUGGAAUCUCCGUUCGAAUUCGUUGCAAUUCUUACCGUUCGAACGUUUUACUCUAAACUACACGCAUCUAAAAUUUACUUCGAUUCACUUGUACGAUAAAAUGAUAAAAUACGACGGAGCACGUUAAAAUUACGAAAUAAAACAUUUCAAAAUUCACUCGUUUCCUAUUUUCACAUACCAUAUAUACCAUAUAUAUUCCAGUGAGCUUGGAAAUUUCCUAUUAACCGUUAUGCGAAUUACUCUAAAUCCUAAAUAAUCGCAUUUCUUCAAGCACAACCGUAUCUUAAAAUUAUAUCGCUUAUCGUCAAUUAUAAAUUAUCCGCCACUCGUUGUCAGCGUAGAAUUAAAGUUCAAGAAACGGUGUAUCGUCGCCCGGUGUUAUCUGUUUACAGUAUACAGCAUGAACUUGUAGUCGCUUGCUAAAUAUACCUACUAUUCGUGAGAUCAUGCGUGUAUAAUUACAUACGGGUGUUUCUUAAUAAGCUUACGUUAAGAAACGUUGCUGUUGUUCGAUAGUGAUCAUCGAUAACUAUAGUCCGGUACUACCGUUCUCUAACGUGUGUAUGUGUGUGUCUGUUGAAAGAACGGAUCAUCGAGAUGUUUUUGCGUUAAAUCGAACGAAUUCGUGGUACAACGUGCUAUACGAUAGAAUGAGAAAUAAAAAAAGAACCGUCAGCCUGCGUCUACGAUAUAUAUUGUUCGCGUGCUACUUGGUAUAUUUAUCGCGGUGCUGCUUCGCUUUAUCGCUUUUACCAUUGCGUCGUUAUCAAACAAUUCAUUCUUAUAGCCAGUGGCGAUUAGCUCUUAACGCUUUCGUUUCAACGAAAAAUUAAUAAAUCUCCGUUGAAAUCAAUGAAACAUUCUUCCUUUGUUUACGCAAAGACAAAUGCUCAAAUAUUAGUAGCGGCAGUGGUAAAUAAAGAAUCUGUGUAAACAGCAAUUUCAAGAAAGACCGACUACCAUCCACAAAUUUCCAAAUCGCUGAUGACUCGAUCCAGUUACCCGUCAAAUUGUGCAAUGUGCUUUAUCGUUGGUACAAUAUGAGAAAAAGGAUUGUGCUCGAAAAACCCAGUGAAACAACAAACACCGAUUGUGAUCCGUGUUACGAGGAUCCAUCGUGGUUCUUAAUGGAAUAGUAGCUUCUUAAAAUGCCACAGUACGACGACAGCUUCCUCGACUCGCCGAUCUUCCGGCGACGCACACGUAGCUAUGCGGUGCAGAAGGGGUUCGUGCCGAAGUCGAAGAGCUUCAUCACUGCCACGCCUCUGCUGUUGGCCGUGACCAAUCACGCCAAGACCCUUUCCGGUUCCAUAUCGACCUGCAGCUUGAAAGAAGUCGAGGAACGCUCCAGCGGGAAGGCGCGUGGUGGUAAACUAGCGCGUCGUGCGCGCUCCUUCAAGGAGGACUUCCUGGAGAAGCUCUCCCACAUGCGUUCUCCUGGUAGCGGAAGCGGAGGUGGAGGCAGUGGAGCGGCUACGAGGGCCGCCUCGCCCUCCUCGCCGCGAACACCGCGUGAUAAAAGCGCGCCUGGUUGCACCGAUGGCGCGACCACCCUCGACAAGAAUCCCCUCCGCGACCUGCAUAUCCACGUGCGACAGGUGCAACUGGCACUGCUUCACUUCCGAGACGUCGUGUCAAAGAAAAAGCUCGAGAUGCUGCCCGGCAACGGCACCAUCGUCCUCGAUACUGUUACCACCAUACACACUGUGCUGAAGUCCUAUCUCCUCUACGAGAACAGCUCUACUCUGGGAUCAGCGACGAACCAAGUGUAUCAAGCUCUAGCACAAUUAUUAAAACUCUGUGACGACGUGUUGCUGCACGGUGACCAGUCCUCUGCGCUGGAUACCGAGAACGUUACACACAUCAUAGGAUUAGUGGAAGAAGCUGUGAAAAACUUGGUUGCCCUGGCGAACGAGAAGAUUGCCAAUAGACAGAAACCUGUCGUCGCUACAGCUAGUAAUAGAACGUCGUCUUAUGGAUCGGAAAUGACGCCGCAAAGAAAUUCUUUGCCUGAUAUUCCGUUAACGCCAAGGGAAAGGCAGAUUUUAGAGCAAACAGCUGCGACUACUAGUUUGGUCCGUAGUUCGCAUAGUUCAGAGUCGAUUUUAAGGGAUUCUAGUCCACCCCCAAAACCGCCACUUCCCGAGAGAACUAAUAUGUGUCUGUCGGAAGAAAAUAGUUCUUCCGGUACACCGCCACCAUUGCCACCGAAACGGAGAACGAGAGGUCAACAGUUGCUCGAUGAAUCCGAAGGUUUUUUAGCGUCUAGUCUCGAUGGUGUUUCCCUACGAAGUCGAUCUCCGGAGGAUUCGUCGUCUCUUUUGAGCGCGUCGGCUGGCAGUUUGGAUUCGGCCUUGAACCAUUCCCGUGACGAAGAUGAAAUACGGGCGAUCAUGGGACCAAACGACGAGUCUCUGAACGACAGUAUGGAUCUCAGCCUGAUGGCUACUAUCCAAGGUAUGCAAGUUAAUGGUAGUUCAAACUGUAGUUGCUGGGACGGUUCCGAAACAAACAUACCAAGUACAAUGUUAUUGGGUCAACAAACUCCGCAAGAAAUGCUUAAUCCAUUUACCGGUAUAGAAGGAAAAAUGGAACGAUUAUCGACUCAAACGCAGGAAUCCGGUUUCGUAUCCAUGCAUUCGCAACGAAGUUCGUCUCAAAGUUAUACUACCUCCAGUAUAACGUCCAAAAGAUCUUCUCAGCAAAGCAGUAUUAGUUACAAUUCCCAAACGUUUAAUUCGCAACAAUCGUUUUCCCAAACAAAACUGUCUUCGGAUAAUAACGGGUCUAUUUUCACUCAGAAGACAAUGACUAGUACGAAGAGUACCGUUAGUACAACAAACAUUUCCGGAACUGGAGAUCCUGCUGUAUUAGAAAAAUUGGAAAUGGAGUCGAUUUCUGCAUCGGACGCUAACGGUGUGCCCCCAGCGUUGCCGGAAAAACGAUCGAAACGGAGGAAAGAACGUCAACCGUCACAGUACGACAAUGUACCUGAAAAUGAGCAUUUAUCAACCUGUAGUUUACAUACCAAUAACGGCGAUAAUACAGAUACCAGUAAACCCCCUCCACUGCCGCUUAAGAAAAGGCAUAUGUUCCAAUCAGUGGCAUAUUCUGUUAUGGCAUACAUGGAGAUGUUUGGGAAUUGUUCUCACAGCAACAACGAUUUCAUCUCUGGUCUUGGGACCCGUCAUUCAGUGGCAGCUUAUAAUUCGAUGCAAGCGGAAUGGCAACAACACGAAAUGGCUCUUACUACGACACAAUCGUGCUCUUUCAUGGCGCAUACUAUAACUACAUUACAUGACAACUCAAAUACCUCCAUAACUAUGGCACCAUCAGUAGCGGAAGUAACGAAUAAUUCUAGUCUCCCACCAGCAUUACCACCAAAGAGAUCCCGUUCCAUUAAAUCAAAUGCAACGCCACCGCCAAUUUCGCCAAAACCCACCAUUAGUAUGCAAAGUAUACAUACAAUCGAACCAAUCGUAACGUCAACACCAAUGAAAGUAGAGGAAUCUGGUUGUAUUCAUGAUAAAAAGGAGUUAUCACCUUUGUCUCCAGCGAAGUUGAAUAACGUUGCUUUGGACACUAUAUUACCGUCCUCAAGACCUGCGAGUAAUGCCUUAUCGUCGAUUUCCGUCGAUGAUAAUAACUUGGACUUGAGAGACGUCGAUCAGGACGAUACUAUUUUGGAUGAACUCGAUAUCAGCAAGUAUUUAGUCUUCAAGAAACCAGACGAAGAAGGGCCAGAUAUAAGGGGUGGUCACCCGGAUGCAUUGUUAAUUCAUGCAACCAAAGCUAAUAAACAUGACGAGAAAGAAUCAGACUUUUUGUAUCAAGAGGCGUUUCUAACAACAUAUAGAACAUUCAUGCAACCAUUGGAGUUAAUUCAAAAAUUACACAAACGUCAUCAGCGAUUCUCUUGUUCUGCUGACGUUAUUAAACAAAGAGCAGCUCGUGAAGCAUUUUCCUUGUUGGUCAGAGUUGUCAGCGAUUUAACCAUGUCGGAUCUCGAUGAUACCCUCUUGCAAACUCUAAUGGAAUUUGUACAGCAAUUGGUAUGUAGCGGUGAUCUUACUAUGGCAAAAGCUUUGCGUGUUAAAAUUUUGGAAAAACACGCGGCGAAGCAGUUGCAAUCUACACAACCGAUUCUAUCUUCGUUGAGUGUGACAACAAAGCAAGCUUCCCUUCUCGAUUUCAAGAGUGAACAAAUUGCAGAACAAAUGACAUUGUUAGAUGCUGAUUUAUUCAUGAAGAUUGAAAUUCCGGAAGUACUAAUUUGGGCUCAAGAACAGAAUGAAGAACGAAGUCCGAAUCUAACUAGAUUCACAGAACACUUUAACAAAAUGUCGUACUGGGCUAGAUCGAGAAUACUGGAACAUAGAUUAGAGAAUGAAGCGAAAGAUAGAGAGAAAUACGUUGUUAAAUUUAUCAAGAUAAUGAAGCACCUUAGAAAAAUAAAUAAUUUUAAUAGCUACUUAGCCUUGCUUUCUGCGUUGGAUAGCGCUCCGAUUAGAAGGCUCGAAUGGCAGAAACAUAUUACAGAAGGUUUAAAAGAAUAUUGCGCUCUUAUUGAUAGUUCCAGUAGUUUCAGAGCUUACAGGCAAGCUCUGGCAGAAACACAACCGCCAUGCAUUCCGUACAUCGGACUUGUGUUACAAGAUCUUACAUUCGUGCAUAUUGGAAACAAUGAUUUAUUACCGGAUGGUACGAUAAAUUUUUCGAAAAGAUGGCAACAGUUUAAUAUCGUUGAAAACAUGAAAAGGUUUAAAAAAGGAACAUAUUCGUUCAAGAAACACGAACGUAUAAUAACGUUCUUCAAUAAUUUUAGCGAUUUCCUCUGUGAGGAAGCAAUGUGGCAGAUUUCCGAGAGUAUCAAGCCGCGCGGUGGAAAAAAAACACAGUCACAGAACUAGAAUAUAUCAAACCCUUUCACCGCCUGCGUCUCAAAAUCGAAAGGCUGAAUCAGUAAAUUAGAAUGUCUGUAAUUGUGAUGUUUAGGUAAAUUUACCUAAUUACGAGCUGAAUAAAAAUGAUGCAACGCUUUAAGGACGGUGAAAGGGUUAGCUAUGUCUGUUCCGCUUCAACAACCUCUGUGAGGUUGUAUCUCAUUUUAUGGAAUAUUCAGUCUCUAUUGAAAAGUAAAACAGAAAAAAGAAUGCGUAUAGUCAGUCAUUUAGAUCAAAUUGAGAUUUGAUGCGUGCGUGCGUGUAUGUGUGUGUAUGUUUGUUUGUUUGUUUGUUUGUUCUUGUUUUGUUUAAAAAUAUGAAUUGCGUGCACGGAUAUCGAUUGAAUCGAAAUACGUAUAGAGAGACUUUAAUGAAUUGGCUAGAUCAAUCAUGUCUCAAUGUAUUUUUGCAAUUUUUUCCUUUUUGCUAUAAGCUUAGUAAGGGAGAAAAUCAUGUUUACUAUGGAUCUAUGCAAUGUAUACUUAAACGAUACACAGCUGUAAUGAUGCUUAACAUGGCAUGAUGGAAAGAGCAAUCUCCUCUCUCUAUCUCUCCCCUCCUCUCUCUCCCUCCCUCUCCCCUCUCCACUCUCCCGCACACACGCAUGCACUAGCUCUUCUAUAGAAAUAUAUAUAUAUAUAAAUAUAAAUAUAAAUAUAUAUAUAUAAAUAUAUAUAUAUAUAUAUAUAUAUAAUAUAUUAUAUUAUAUAUAUAAGCUAUUUAUUUAUUUGCUUUAUAUCGGCGAAUAGCGAUAUGUAAAAAGUAGUAAAUGUCAUACAUUUUUUUUUAAACUUAUUUAGAUAUAUAUGUAAACGUCCAUCAUAUAGAUCUGUUAUAGAUAGGCAAACUUAUCAAGCGUCGACAGAGAUACAUUUGUUGACUUCGCAAGGAAAAAACACCAAUUACGUUGAUUAAUGUAAAACAAUUAUAGUCUCAGAUCAGUGCAGAAAUGAUGCGCUUUUUCGAACACGUGGCACGACUGAGCGUAACUGUUACAUAUACUAUUGUAUAUGAUUCUAGGAAACAUUUUUUGUUGGAAACUCGUUAAUAGAUAUCCAAGAUUUCAGCUUUAAGACAAAUGGUUAUCUAAAAGUGCGUAGAUAAAUUAAGUGUAAAAGAAGCCCACGAUUAGACGAAUUGGAUUGAGAUAUCAUUCACAUUGCCCUUGUACUUUCGCCGAUAAUUCUAAAUACCUUUGAUAUCUUUUAUUAUCAGAUUCCAUUACUAGUUUCCCUGCGUUUAUAUUUUUCAGCUAAUUGCUAAUGAGAGUUUCCCUCAGGAUACAUUCCGAUGGAGUAAAAGAAAAUUAUUCGAUCAAUUUUAUCAAGAUAGAAGAAACAUACUACUGGGUCCUACAAUUUUCUUAUUCUUUGUUAAACGCGUCGAAUUUUAAUACGUUCAUCGAGUUUAUUUGAUUUCUUAAGAUAAAUGAUACCACUGUAAUGAUUUAUGGCUGUCUGCGUGCCUCAUAUUAUAGAGUGAAUGAAUUACGUCUAUUAACGUUUCUCCGGUCUCAUGUUUAAUAAUAUAAAUAUCUUGUAUGCAUAAUUCAUGAACAAAACCAGAAUAAUCGGGCUUGAGAGAUCUGAAAAAGAAAAAAAGAAAGAAAGAGGAGAGAUGUCACCAGUACGUUAACGCGAUAUACGUACGAUAGUACUGAUCGUACACUUUUAUCCACGUUAAAAAGAGGGCCUAAGCAAUUGAUGAGUAGCAUCGGUUUAUAAACAGACACAUGCCGUUAAUUAAAAUUUACCGAUAUAGAACACCGAGGAAGUAAAAGGUAAACAAGCCAUAAUUUAGUCUCAAGGUCUAGUUAGAGGUUAACUAUUGUAUACAUACUUAUAUAAAUUUGAUAAACGGUUGUCAAUUUCUAACACGUGCAUCAAACACACGCACACACACGCGCGCGCGCGCUUGCACACACACACGCACACACACACAAAUUAUAUACAUACAAACAUACGUCGUACACACGUAAUAUAGUUUUCAAUUGAACUGUAAAGGAAGAAUAAUAGACGUAAAAGACUCUGUUUCCAUAAAAAUAGAUGCAUCCCGUUUAUCGCAGCUGUAAACAUUUUGAAAGACGCAAACAAGGACAAAGGUUAGUACUGGUUAUGAACUUUUAGACAAGCAUAUAUCCCCCUAUAAGCCAAUAGUUCACAAAUAACGAUAAUCAUACGUGAUUGAGUAUGCAAGUGUGUUUGAAGACAACCACUUUUAUUUAAUAAGUUGGUACGUAUAAAAAUGGUUCGUCUAAUGUAAAGCUAAGAAAAUGUUAUUAACAUUGUAUGUAAAUAGUUUGUGAUUGUAUUCAUAAUUUCUUGUAUGUAUGCGAGUGCCCAUUUAUAACUCAUACAAAUGCGCGCGCGCUCAGCAUAUUAUCUUUAUAUUAUCUUUACGCACGAUGUAAUUAAUCUUAUAUACUUUUUAAAUUAUGAUCGAAGUCAUUGUGAUGCCAUUUUACAUUCUCACAUACAUAAUAGCGGGCACAUUAUCUGUAUAUUUUUUUCAUUUCAGUUAGUUUAAGCCACGCAACGAACAGAUAUACAUAAAUUCUUCAUAACAGAAGAAAUAAAUUAAAAAAAGUUACUACAGUGGAUUCCGCUUAUUUGAGCCACCGGUUAACCAAGGUAGCCGUUUAUUUGAAACGAAACUGAAAGUAUAGAACCUGACCGAAUAAAUAAAAACCAUUUGUAGA